Messenger RNA from Leguminivora glycinivorella, 2049 nucleotides. RefSeq names its product ubiquinone biosynthesis protein COQ9, mitochondrial-like (gene Coq9). Gene Ontology annotation, molecular function: ubiquitin-protein transferase inhibitor activity; lipid binding. The record is from RefSeq and is a predicted model, not a curated record. Gene Ontology annotation, cellular component: cytoplasm; mitochondrial inner membrane. Bases 278 to 2002 code for a protein of 574 amino acids. Gene Ontology annotation, biological process: ubiquinone biosynthetic process. The transcript is spliced from 2 exons. Lineage: Eukaryota; Metazoa; Arthropoda; Insecta; Lepidoptera; Tortricidae.
CACCCAAUAUUUCAUAAAUGUAAAAUGAAACGAACUGUUCCAACUUCCAAAUUUCUCAUGUCACUGUCAGCACGCUCUUCGUCUAGCGCUGUGUGAUAUUUUCGCCAAUAAAUUAUAAUUUCAGCUCUAUAUUAUCUCAAAAGAAACGUAAUUACAGACAUCGUCACAUCCGUGUAUUAUCUCGGUGCUAUUCUCCAGUAUGAGCAAGUUACCGUGCCUCUUUCGGUAAAUCAUUGACGGCAUUAUUGGUUGACCCGGCUACAUAACAACGGUCGCAAUGAGUGAUACUGUAGAUGUUGUGGACUUAGUGUCAAAAUUAUUAGAUUCAGGAAAAUAUAAAGAAGUUCUCAGUGUUCAUAAUGAUGAAAAAUAUGCUAGCAGUUUCAAGGACAAUUGUUGGGACAUGAUCUCGGUGGCUGUCAGCAAGAUACAAGAUGAGACCAUUGUUAUCAAGCCUUCUCUAUACAGCACUUGUGAAGAACUGUUGGCUAUUAUUGUCCAGAAAGCAACACCUGAAGAAGCACUACUGGAGUUUAUAGAACAAGUGGAAGUGGCUAAGAAUGAUGCUCAGUUUGGAAUAGUUCUUACUCCACUACAACAACUUCUGAAGAAAUUAACAGCUAAGAGAGGAAGAUCCCUAGAGUGGAGUUUAAAUUCCAUUAGCACCUAUGUUGAAAAUAUCCCCACACCUGAAUUUCAGCUGGAGGGAAAGGCACGAUUACUGGCAGAAUGUGAUCCAGACAUCAGGAGAAUAAUUAGAGUUUACUCUUUGAUACCACCAUUUUAUCAACCCUUUAUUGAAGAACUCAAAGCCCCAGAAUCAAAUGUUAGAACUAAACAGAUAAUAGCUGCAUUUUUGAUAAGCCUUCUUGGCAAACCUUUAAUCUAUCUAGAUUUGGAUGUUGAAAACAAUGAACAAAGUGAAGCAAGAUUAUGCUGCGCUACAAUUGUAAAAGACAUCUGUUCUUUAGAGAAAAAUAUAUUGAAGUUUCUUGAAUAUGUUGAAAUUUGUAACAAACCCGAUUCAAAGUUGAAAUCUGUAAGUGAUGAAGAAAAAGCACCUUAUGAUCAUAAAGAGAAACUCAAUAUGCUUACCCUUUCAGGCUUAUACUAUGUUGUCUUAGCUUCUCAAUUUGAUUUGCCGGACAAUGCUAUACCACAAGUUUAUACUACAGAGUAUGUUGUGCAUACGGGACUGUUAUGUGUAAUUUAUUUACUGAAUUGUCCAGAGUAUGGUCCACAAUCCAAAGGACUGACCUUAUGUCAGGCUCUAGUGAAGAGAUUAUCUACUAAUGCUUCUCAAACUUUACUAUCUGCUGCUGUACACUUCAAUUUAUGCAAAGCACUGAUUAAUGUAGCUAUAUUUUCAUCUUAUGACAGUCUUAGAAAAACUGCAGUGAAUACUAUACGUAACCACAUUAACUGUUUUGAAUAUGGUGGAAGAUGCAUGCUGAUCAAAUACAUCAUUUCAACUUCUAACCAUUCGGGCAUGAUUGGAUAUGCCAUAACCCAGCUGAAAAAUGCUAUAGAUGAUGCAUUUAAGGAAACUGAAAUGCCACCAUGUUUCACUUACCCUCAAAUGAUGGAUUUGGUAAAAAAAGUGUGUCACAUGCCCCAUGGAGCACAGUCAGAUCUGAUGGAACUGAGUGAUCAAAUAAUAUCAGUGUUGAACUUCCUACGGUAUUUAGUAAUAAGAGACAAAGCAAAUGUUACUGGUAUCAAAGAGUGUUACUCAUACAUAGAAUCAUAUUACCUAACUACUUUGAGGAAUGCAUUAAAUUUAUCAAAAGCACACUAUGAAGUAAAACUGAAGGAUGUCAGAGAGGGUACAGAUCUUGUAGAAACCAAAGUUUCUAUCAAUGUUGGAGGAAAUCCAUUAGAUAGCAUACCUGAUGAACAAAAAAUUGAAAUAAUAAAUUCUGCCCUUAAUUGUUUCCAUUUAAUGGAUGGUCUUGUGGCUCGUUUAUCUGAAUGUAUCACUGUCAAUAAUGUUAAUAUAUAAAUAUGGCAGAGUAUUUUUAAAAUAAACAAAUACUAUAUUGGAAUGUU